Myripristis murdjan (pinecone soldierfish) is the source of this 3728-nucleotide messenger RNA. It is a transcript of the gene dnajc16, whose product is annotated as DnaJ (Hsp40) homolog, subfamily C, member 16. The coding region runs from base 154 to 2523 and encodes 789 amino acids. Lineage: Eukaryota; Metazoa; Chordata; Actinopteri; Holocentriformes; Holocentridae. The record is from RefSeq and is a predicted model, not a curated record. The transcript has 15 exons.
UUGUCAGCUUACCCUGGAGGAGCUGGAAGAUGCUGCUUAACACACCCUGUUCAAUCCGCUUCACAUCAACGCUGACAGACAACAAACUGUGGAAACACGUAGUCAAAUAUGUGGCGUAGGACGGGCUGAGCUCAUCUGCUUCAGGUAGGCAUUAUGGCAGGAUCAAGCAUGUUUCUGCCAUGGGCUGCAGUGGUGGUCCUCUCAGUGCUGCUGGCAGGAUCAAGCCACGCUGGGCCUGAGGCGGACCCUUACAAAAUCCUAGGAGUAACCAGGAGCGCAAGCCAAGCUGAGAUCAAGAAGGUCUACAAGCGCCUUGCAAAAGAAUGGCAUCCCGACAAAAACAAAAACCCAGACGCUGAAGACAUGUUCAUCAAGAUCACCAAAUCCUAUGAGAUCUUAUCCAAUGAAGAAAAACGUGCCAACUAUGACCGAUAUGGACAGACUGAUGACACCCAGCCGUACGGCGGCGGCCACUAUCGCCACGACAACUUUUACUUUGACGAGUCUUUCUUCAAUUUUCCCUUCAAUAGUAAGAAUAACCGGGACUUUGCUGACAGCAAGUACACGCUGCACUUUAACCAGUAUGUCAAUGACGUGGUGCCGGACAGCUACAAGAGGCCGUACCUGAUCAAGAUCACCUCUGACUGGUGCUUCAGCUGCAUCCACAUCGAGCCUGUCUGGAAAGAGGUGGUGCAGGAGAUGGAGACGCUAGGUGUGGGGAUCGGUGUGGUGGAUGUUGGCUAUGAGAGACGGCUAGCCAAUCACCUGGGCGCUCAUCGCACCCCGUCAAUACUUGGGGUCAUCAAUGGCAAAGUGACAUUUUUCCAUUACGCCGUGGCAAAGGAGCACCUGAGGCAGUUUGUGGAGGACCUUCUUCCCCAAAGACUGGUGGAGAGGGUGACAGACAGAAAUGACCUGCAGUUUUUGAACAGCUGGCACGAGCUCAACAAGCCGCAUGUGCUCCUGUUCGACCAAGUGCCUGCCGUUCCUUUACUGUACAAGCUCACAGCUUUUGCGUAUAAGGACUACUUGCAGUUUGGCUACGUGGACCAGGGCCUUUCAGAGACCGCCAAUCUGCUGAAACAGUUCAACAUUAACACAUACGCUCCCACCAUGCUGGUCUUCAAAGAGAACAUAGACAAGCCAGCCGACAUUAUACAGGCCAAAGGAAUGAAAAAGCAGAUCAUCGACGAGUUCAUGUCAAACAAUAAAUUUCUCCUUGUGCCACGACUUGUCAAUCAGAAGCUCUUCGAUGAGCUCUGUCCCGUCAAACAGUUCCAUCGACGCAGGAAAUACUGUGUCCUGCUGAUCACAGGUGAUGAAGAGACCUUUUCUUUUGGGAACCAGGCAUUUCUUUCAUUUGCUUCUACCAACACCAAGGAAGUGGUCCGAUUUGCUUAUGUCUACCAAAGACUACAGCAACCACUCUGUGAUAUCCUCAUGCAGAACAAGGACAGUGCACCAUCACCACCACAGGUUGUGAUCCUGGAGAGGCGUAACGCUGCAGGGAAGGUCCUGUUCAAGCCAGUGACCGCAUGGAAUGGCAGUGAGGAAGACAAGCAGUGUCUUCUGGACGAGCUGGAGCGUCUUCAGAAGGACCCGUCCAUCCUCAACCAUGAUGCCAUGCUGCCUGAGCUCAACAAUGAGUUUGCCUCUAUGUUUGUAAUUCGAUGGAUCUAUGCAUCUUAUGACUACCUCUCUGAAGUCAUUGAUGAUAUCCUGCACAAUAACUGGCGUGAAAUGAUGCCCCUUCUGUCUCUCAUCUUCUCUGCCUUGUUCAUCUUGUUUGGAACCGUGGUCAUCCAGGCCUUCAGUGACUCAAGUGAAGAUAAGCAGACAAAACCGAAGGCAAAAGAUGGAACGAAAGCAGAAAAUGGGUCACCAGGGACCAGUAGCACUUCAAGUCGGCCUCCUAAGAAGAACUUUGUGGAGGUGACGGAGCUGACAGAUAUCACCUACACGAGCAACUUGGUGAAACUGAGGCCUGGACACAUGAACGUAGUGCUGGUCCUCACUGACGCCUCCAAGAACAUCCUCCUAAGCAAGUUUGCCAAAGAGGUCUACUCCUUCACAGGGAGCCUGACGCUGCACUUCUCCUUCCUGAACAUUGACAAGCACAGCGAGUGGAUGACCACGCUGCUGGAAUACGCUCAGGAUGCCAUGCAAAUCGACACAGAUGAGGACGAUGGAGGCAACCAUAAGGUGGACUACACCGGCUAUGUGCUAGCACUCAAUGGACACAAAAAGUACCUUUGCCUCUUUAAGCCUGUCUAUACCGGCGAGGAUCUGGACAGUAAGUCCUCUGAGGACGAAGGGGGCACCUCAGGGGGGAGAUCGAGGUCAAGUUCCCGUGACGACCACCCUACACGCAAAUCCAACCGAUCCCGCUCCAUAUCCACCCUGCAGAUCCACCACAAACUGGACCGACUGGGGCUGUGGAUGGAAAGGCUGAUGGAAGGCACUCUGCCUCGUUACUACAUCCCAGCCUGGCCAGGACUGGACAAGAUCACACCCAAUAAAUAGGACGAGUCAAAUUAAGAAAGACUUUACUGGUCAUCCACUAUCACACUGAAAUGAUUCGCCUCUGGAGCAGCCUUUUUUGCACUUGUUAGUUAACGAUGUGUUUUGAAGAUGGGUCAAUAUUACAUGGUGGGCCUCAGUGCAACUACUGUGGGACGAUUCCAUUAACAUACGCUUGAUUACACUCACUGCAUGCUAUUCAUUUACAACCGUUCGUCAUAUUUUAUCCUCGCAAAUUCUGCUGCUACAGCCUUUAGAACAGAAAACAAUAUCACUGUGGCUACCUGUAUUCUCCUGCCGUCAUGACCAUCAGUCAUAUUCAUACACACUGAUGUUGGCAGGAUUGUGUAACUACCUUAGUCUUGAUUGAUGACUACUGUGAAUAGAGAUGCAUGUCUCUAACACUAGCUUUUUUGCCUUUUUUUUUAUAACUCUAAACCCAUUUUUCUUUCACUGAUAACAUCAUUUCCUGAAUUGACUUUAAAUGCUUGUGCAAUAUAGCCUACUGCUGUAAUGACAAUGCCUUCUGCCCUUGUCCUCAAGGGAUUCAUAUCCUUCCUUGCUCAUGUGUGAUGGCAAAAAAGACGGUAUAGCCUAUAGAAAAUACAUGUUUUGUUUUGUUACAUGGGACCUGUGGCGGCUGUGGUUUAAAAUAUACUUCCCUACAAACAACUACUCAAUAGCGACCUUGGUCUACUAAACAGCCUCACUUAGCCAGUAGCUUUAUGUAGCAAACAAGCAGUGAUGGAGUCCAUUUCUAUGGAACAGGCUGUCCAUUUCAAGUUACGAAUGUUUCCCAAAUGGCUACAAUUGACUGAUAUGGAGAAUGCUUUGGUUUUGUUGAAUCUCACGGACAAAAUGAUGAGAUUCAAAUAAUACUUGGUGUGCUUGGUUAAUUUAAUUAUUAGUUUGUUUUUAUCCACAUGAGCUGUUUAUGUUAAUAUUACUUUGUCACAACUGUGAAGUGUAAAUAUUGUACAUAAUCAUGUUAUCUAUAGGACCUGUAUUUUAAAGAGAUUGUGAAAGAUGAGUUAAUGUUUUUACAUGCAUUUAUCAUAAUGCUGUGGUAAUGGUUUUUGGUUUUCAUUAAGAAUUUCUUUUACAUGUGUAAAAGAAAUGUUUGCUACGGGCAAAUGUUUUAGUGGGUUUCAAAGAGUUCACAUAUCCUCUUGCUGGUUGUAAUAAAAUGCUUUAUGUUUAUUAAUUAA